AAGGGGAAGAGGGAGACGAGUUUCUUCCCAGUGUACGCCAUUACAGUUUAAUGACGCUUGAUUUCUCGGUAUACUUAUCGAGUUAAAUUAUAAUAAUAUAUUUUAUAAAGUAUUAAUUUGAAUUUGAUUGUUUUUGCAAAAUGAGCGACAUGGAGAGGAGUGGAAGUCGGAGCGCAAGUCCGCGAAGAGCACGCACAGCCGAGGGCAUAAGAGAUUCACGUUCACGUUCACGAUCAAGGAAAUCCCGCGAGAGGAAGGAAGCUCACAGACCAAUCAAGGAGUAUUCGAGAUCCCGUAGCCGAACACCAUCGCGAGGACGAAAGAACUACAGGACCAACAAAUAUGGAGCCGGUGGAGGUGGAGGUGGUGCAGGAGGAGGUGGUGGUGGCGGCGGUGGUGGUCAUCGGAGUCGCAGCCGGAGCCGAUCACCAUACAGGAGUGCACGCUACUCACGCAGCAGGUCUCGAUCUUACUCACGCUCGCGUUAUUCACGCGACGAAGACAGAAAUAUGUAUCGUUCACACUCUCGCAGUCCUAUGUCAUCUAGAAGACGUCACGUUGGAAACCGGGAUAAUCCAUGUCCAUCCACUUGUCUGGGAGUCUUUGGCCUGUCCAUUUGCACCACUGAGGAACAGAUCUACCACAUCUUCUCCAAGUACGGUCCAGUGAAACGUGUCAUAGUCGUGAUUGAUGCAAAGACACGAAGAUCAAGAGGAUUUAGUUUCGUGUAUUUCGAAUCACCUGAAGAUGCUAAAGUUGCCAAGGAACAAUGUACGGGAAUGGAGAUCGAUGGUCGACGUAUAAGGGUUGAUUUUUCCAUCACUCAAAGGGCGCAUACACCAACACCUGGAAUCUACAUGGGAAAACCUACUCAUCUUAAUGAGCGCGAAUUUUCUGGUUCUCGACGCAGAGAAAAUAGUUACAGGGGAAGUUAUCGUCGUUCUCCGAGUCCUUAUUAUAGAAAACGCUCUCGUUACGAUAGGUCAAGGACUCCUUCUUAUUCACCACGUUUUGAAUCAAGAGGUAUUGGAUGAUAGAGGGAAGUUUGAAGUUUCACUCUGAAAAUUAUGAAAAUUUUGCAAAGAAAAAAUCGAAGACAAGAUUUCUCAAGAUGUGUUUCUCUUGCUCGAAUUUCAAGAAACGAAGGUUUUUCGCGCUUGUGACAAAGAAUAUGAUCCCAAUCCCAUUCAUUUUGCGGCUGAAAAAAAAUGUCUCAAGCCUUGAAGAACUACGAGUGCAAUAAUUAUACAAACCUCAAGAAAAAUCGUAAGAAAAUUAUUGGGCAUCGAGCCCCUGACACGGACAAAAAAAAAAAAGUCAGUGGUUUUGGGGGUGAAACAGAACCGAACAUUUAUGAAAAAUUUUCAAGAUACGUCGGAAACGAAUUUUUUUUAAAUUCAAUUUUUUCUCAAUAAAAAAAAACACAGGGGUGAGUUUUUAAUGGUGCUCGCAAAUUUUAUAAUGAUCAUAUUCUUUCUCCGAUAUAAUUUUUAUAUAUAUAUAUGCCAAAAAUGGUGCAUUUGAAUAGCUUUCUGCAAAAUAAGAAAAUAAAAAUGUUCCAUAAAUUUCUUAUCCUCACCUCAUCCCUCCACCAUCCUACCUCCAUAUCUCGAUAUAAUGGCGUAAUUGAAACUUCUUAAUUGCAAUCGAAUUUAUCUCUGUUUUUACUAAAUCUUCAAUAAAUUCUUAUUUGGUUAUAGCAAAUAA
This is a messenger RNA of Leptopilina boulardi, 1707 nucleotides long. Its product is annotated as transformer-2 protein homolog beta-like. The transcript has 5 exons. The record is from RefSeq and is a predicted model, not a curated record. NCBI's taxonomy places the organism in Eukaryota, Metazoa, Arthropoda, Insecta, Hymenoptera, Figitidae. Bases 141 to 1034 code for a protein of 297 amino acids. Gene Ontology annotation, cellular component: spliceosomal complex. Gene Ontology annotation, molecular function: RNA binding. Gene Ontology annotation, biological process: positive regulation of mRNA splicing, via spliceosome.